GAGGCCCUAGCAAUAGCGCAUUCAGUCACUUGCUUAAGGCCUCUUGAAGAUGCAAACGUUCGGUUGGGUACUUGUCCUCGUUGCAGCCUCGCUGCUAACGGUUUAUAGCGGAGAGGCUGGAUGUACGGAUAGCACUUCCGGGCACAACUGCGAAAGUUGCUCAGGAUUCGUUUGUGACAACAGUAAGUGCAUUCCUGAAGAGUAGAAAUGUGACGGUGACGGUGAUUGCUCUGAUGGCGAAGAUGAACUUAAGGAUUGUCCCGUACCUGACUGCGAUGAGGACACGUUUUUGUGCAAGCCAUUGAACAAAUGUUUGCCCAAACGGUACGCUUGCGACAUGGACGCUGACUGUCCCGACGGGUACGACGAAGCCGAUUGCGAAACUCGUCCUUGCGACGGCUUCAAAUGCAACAACUUCAGGUGCAUUAACGGCGACUUUAAAUGCGAUGGCGACGACGACUGCAAAGACGGUUCAGACGAAGAGAAUUGCCCUGUUCCGGAAUGUGAUGACCCAAAGUUGCUCUGCGAACACAUGAAGAAGUGUCUUCGGGAAGCGGAUAUCUGCGAUAAACGCAGCGACUGCCCAGAUGGCUCAGAUGAACAAAAUUGCGAGGAAUACGACUGUGGAGAGUUGAGAUUCAAGUGCGCUAACAACAAGUGCAUCAAUAAAGACUACAAGUGUGAUGGAGACGAUGACUGUACUGACGGGUCUGACGAAGCCGACUGCACUCUUCCCGAGUGCGAAGACAGCCGUCAACUCUGUGCACCUAGGUUUAGGUGUCUUGACGCAACGAAUAUCUGCAAUACAAUUAAGAACUGUCCGGACGGGUCUGACGAGCUAAACUGCGAAGAGUACGAAUGCGGCGAAGAAAGGUUCAAAUGUGCUAACCACAAGUGCAUUAAGAAAGCGUUCAAAUGCGAUGGAGACGAUGAUUGCGGCGAUGGCUCUGAUGAAGAAGGCUGUCCCGUGCCCGAAUGUACCGAAGGCCAAUUCCUAUGUCUACCAAGAAAGAAAUGUUUGGCAAUGUCUGACGUCUGUGACCACGAAGUAGAUUGUCCAGACGGUUCCGACGAACAGGACUGCGAAAACUACGAAUGCGAGGGCUACAAGUGCAACAACAACAAGUGCGUGAACAGCGCGUACGUCUGCGACGGAGAUGAUGACUGCGGCGACAACUCUGAUGAAACAAAUUGCACACAUUAAGGUAAUAACAAACUGAUUUCUACUGUAAUUUCCAAUGUUCUGUUUGUGAAUUGGUUUUGUCGCAUCCAUAUGUAAGAUUCAGUGCUGUUGUAAUAGCUGAACUGUACUUUCUGUUUUGCAGAAACAUCAGUUUCCCGCAAGACUUUAUAUGGUUCAUUAGUGAACACGCUAUCGCUAGGACUUUAUAUACUCAAAUAACCCAAUGCUCUGCUGUAUAAAUA
Messenger RNA from Ornithodoros turicata, 1425 nucleotides. RefSeq names its product low-density lipoprotein receptor-related protein 4-like. Bases 338 to 1204 code for a protein of 288 amino acids. Gene Ontology annotation, cellular component: plasma membrane. The record is from RefSeq and is a predicted model, not a curated record. The transcript is spliced from 2 exons. Lineage: Eukaryota; Metazoa; Arthropoda; Arachnida; Ixodida; Argasidae. Gene Ontology annotation, molecular function: protein binding.